AUGACAGAAGAUAUAAUAUCUUUAUCUAUAGAUAUAGAUAAAUAUAAAGAAUUGAUUAGUAUUGGUUUAAAAUCAAUACUAUCACUAUCAACAUCAACAUUUAUACUAUUCUAUGAAAUAUUACCAAAUAAUCCUAAUAAAAGGAUUGAAACAUUUUAUAAAAAGGGUAUUGAAAAGAUUAUGAUGGUUUAUAAUGAAAUGGAAACAAAUAAUAGAAUAACGAUAACUCAAGAUAUCAAAGAGAUGGCAGUAUUUGCUGAAAAGUCAAACAAGUUGUGUAAAAGAUUGGCUCAUAGAGGUGUAGUAGUGAUGUUGUUGAGAAUUAUGGCUGGUGCAGAGGGAAUAUGGAACAAUCGUAUUAGUCAUCGAUCACCUCUAUCUAAACUAGCCACCCAUCAUUUAUAUACUCGUUUUGAAAAAGAUAAUAUAAUGAUGGAUUGUAUUAAUUUAUUAAAUCAUAUUUUACCCUAUGUAAAAGAUGAUAUACCUUUUGAUUUAUUGUAUCGAAUCAUUUAUUCUAAUUCAUUAUCACCAACAAGUUAUAGAUUGACAUGUGUAGUAUUGAGAACAAUGACAUUGAAACCUGAAACCAUUCAACCAUUUAUCAAAGUUGGUAUGAUUAGAAUGGUUAGAUUUUAUUUAGACAAUCAAUUCAAAUCAGAGUAUUCACAAUUGGAAGAUUAUUGGUUACAAAUUACCAAAAUAAUAUACAAAGAUAAGGAAUAUUAUAAACAUCAUUUUAAAUCAUCAGUACAAGAUCAAUCAUUUAUAGAUGAAUACUAUGAAAAUGGAAGAUUUAAAUUAUGGAUUCUUCCAACAAAAGAAUUACGUGUACCACCUCAUAAUAUGUUAUUUACAAUCAUUUCUGGUGGUAUUGGAUAUUAUACAGGUUGGUUAAAUACAACUGCAUUAUUUGUUGGUAACAUCUAUUCGCAUAAUCUAUUUUCAAAUACUAUCCUUGGACGAUUAGAUUCAACCUUGGCUAAAUACCUUUUUUGUUCAUUCUAUGCAUCAUCAUUGAUGUUAUACUAUAUAUUCCUUCUUCCAACCAAAGGAAAGAUUUUUUACAUUGUUUCCACUCUAAUAUCAGCAGUCAUUUCUAGUUAUCAAGACACUCUAGUAUCUCGUUUAAAAGCAAAUGGUCGUCUUUACAAAUCUUUUCAACAACUUUAUCAAACGCCUCAUCAAAAUGAUGAUUUAUUUUUUGAAAAUAAUCAUACAAUGAUUAUUAAUAAUAAAUCUGAUAUUUUAGAUUAUCAAUUUUAA
Messenger RNA from Cavenderia fasciculata, 1266 nucleotides. RefSeq lists its product as uncharacterized. The coding region runs from base 1 to 1266 and encodes 421 amino acids. NCBI's taxonomy places the organism in Eukaryota, Evosea, Eumycetozoa, Acytosteliales, Cavenderiaceae. The record is from RefSeq and is a predicted model, not a curated record. The transcript has 3 exons.